Messenger RNA from Pediculus humanus corporis (human body louse), 504 nucleotides. RefSeq lists its product as uncharacterized. The coding region runs from base 1 to 504 and encodes 167 amino acids. The record is from RefSeq and is a predicted model, not a curated record. Lineage: Eukaryota; Metazoa; Arthropoda; Insecta; Psocodea; Pediculidae. The transcript has 2 exons.
AUGUUAUCAAAAAUUUGUUUCGUUACAUGCGUAUUAAUUUUUUCAUUUAACGAUUGUCAUUCGGCCGGACUUUGCGCAUCAAAAUUGUUACCUUUGUUAACUCAACAGAUGAUGGCUUUAAAAAUGGGUAUGCAAUUGGGUGCAUUACCCUUGGGUGCAGAACCACCCUGUGAUUGCGGACCUCAACCCGCACCUUUACCCAUAAUACAAGCUCCUCCCGUGACGGUUCCAACAAUCAUGGGACCCAUCAUUCCUUUACCAUCUCCUCCAAUUCCAUGUCCGAAAACCAUUGCCCACAGGUGCGUGUGUACGAAGACGGUGGUUAAACCUCAGCUCAUACAACGUUGCAUUACAGUUCCUACUAUUCAGAGAUACCUUAAAAGGACUUACACUCCGGUAGUUGAAAAUAUUGCUUAUAGAGCUAAACCAAAAUGUCCAUGUGGUGCUAAAUGUCUAUCUGCACCUCCACCACUUCCGAUUCGUCCGUGCGCAUGCGCUUGUUGA